Molecule: messenger RNA, 1817 nt
Organism: Cajanus cajan (pigeon pea)
Lineage: Eukaryota; Viridiplantae; Streptophyta; Magnoliopsida; Fabales; Fabaceae
Product: hyccin
Biological process (GO): phosphatidylinositol phosphate biosynthetic process; protein localization to plasma membrane
Cellular component (GO): plasma membrane
Source: RefSeq, a predicted model, not a curated record
AUCACAAAAUGAAAUCGUGCUUAUCAUACUUGCACAAAUAAAGUGUGUUGCAUAACCUAGAACAAUAGAACAUGGAUUAAGGCUUAACAUUUAAGCAUAAUUAGACAUAAAAUUUGUGUUCUAAUAUAGUUUGAAUUAUAAAAAGUAUUGGGUGCGUUGGAUAAGGAAAUUAGGAAGAAGAGUAGUGAGGAAGGAAAGGAAAGGAAAGGAUUAUAAGAGAGUAGAUGGAUAGAUGAAGUAAGGAUGAAAGAAGAGGAAGGUGUGCGUGCGUGCGUGGGUUGAGUUAAAUAAAUAGACGCAGUGGUGUGGGUGUGAGUGGUUUAAGAUGGAGUUCCAUCGCAGCGACUCGUCAUCAUCGCCGUGUUCCUCGGCAGCCACAGCCACACCGCAGGCCCAAUCAGACCCAAUGCACUCGUGGUGGGAGUCAGUGUCGAAAGCACGGUCACGCAUCCACGCCCUGGCAGCCCUGCUCCCGUCCUCCUCGUCCUCCUCCCUCGCCUCCCUGGCAGACUCGGACCGCCCCGCCCUCUCCCUCCUCUCCUCCCCCGCAGCCUACGACGCCCUCUCCGCCUCCCUCCAGGGCUCCCACGCCGCCCCCCUCUGCCACUGGCUCUACGACACCUUCCUCUCCAACGACCCCCACCUCCGCCUCGUCGUCCUCUCCUUCGUCCCCCUCCUCGCCGGCCUCUACCUCUCCCGCCUCCACUCCCCCGACCCCCCCUCCCUCGCCGGCUUCGAAGCCCUCCUCCUCGCCCUCUACGCCGCCGAGACCAAAUCCCGCAACGGCAAGCCCCUCCUCGUCACCAUCCCCGACCUCUCCCACCCCUCCAUCUACCACGCCCCUCUCCGCAAACCCCAAUCCCAAUCCCAAUCCCAAUCCCCCUCCCUAGGGCUAAUCUCCCCCCCUCUGGAACCCCAACUCGGCGUCAAAUCCACCAAACGCCCCACCAUCGUCGGCGUCGCCCUCCACUCCUUCUUCUCCCAGAUCUCCCACAUGCCUGCCUGGUCCAAGCUCCACUUCUGCCAAUUCGCCGCCGCUUGGGCCGGCGCCAACUGCCCCUGCCGCAACGACCUCGACCUCGACCAAACCCUACCUUUCGAUAACGUUAACAUUCUCAUCCGCGACGAUCCUCAACCUCAGAGGAUUCCUCUUCCCUGGGAGAUUCUCCAGCCCUCGCUCAGAAUCCUCGGCCACUGCCUUCUCGGCCCGUUGAACUCGCAGGACGUGAAGGACGCUGCAGCGUUCGCGGUGCGCUGUCUCUACGCGCGCGCCUCCCACGAUUUGCUGCCGCAGGCUAUACUCGCUACCAGGAGCCUCAUUCAGCUUGAUGUCAGGGCCAGAGAGGCUGCUAAGGAUAACGCUGCUUCCUCCAACGCCAACACGCCUACCAAGGUUAAGAAGCCUGAGAUUCUGUUGGUUUCCAAGUGAGGUUGCUGCUGGUGUGUACUAUAUAUGGUCCUGCCUCUUCUGUACCUCUUCAUACUGUAAGCUGAUUUCGUGCUUGUAUAAUAGAAUCUUCAUAGCUGUUCAUUUUUGUUUUUGGUUCAUUUAGGUUAUACAGGUAUAUUUAUUUUUUUAUUUUUGAAUUUUUUUUUCCUACCGAGUGAUUAGGUAGCUGUAUUAUUCAGUAUUGACGGUCUCUUCAUUGAAUUAUGAUGUGUGUGUGUGUGUGUUGCGUGCACACUUGUUUGAUUAUAAUCGUGCAGUUUUCCUGUGGUGUGGUGUGGUGUGGUGUGGUGUGUUGGGCUUCUUAUGGCUUUGAAUUGUUGUUGUACUUUGUGGAGAUUGAGGAAAUUGAAUGGGGUGUUCUGAAUGA